Molecule: messenger RNA, 486 nt
Organism: Fusarium poae
Lineage: Eukaryota; Fungi; Ascomycota; Sordariomycetes; Hypocreales; Nectriaceae
Exons: 2
Coding region: 1-486 (161 amino acids)
Source: RefSeq, a predicted model, not a curated record
AUGUACCUUGAGGCAGACAUCCGAGGAGAGAGAUUGAGGGUAGUUGCUGAGGUUCUUCUGUCGCCUUCGGUCUUUCCUCAACCAGAGAGGCGACUACCGCAACUGCAAUACUUGAUCACUGCGAAGGAAGUAACGGGGGAGCAGGAAGGUGGGUAUAUGAACCCUUCGUCCUCCGUCCCCAUCUUCAUCUUCAUCUUCUCAUCUUCAUCUUCAUCCUCCCUUGUCCUCGUCUUCUCACAGCCUUCCCACAACCUCCCCCCCAUCUUCAUCCCCAUCCCCAUCCCCAUCCCCAUCUCCGUCUCCGUCUCCGUCUCCGUCUUCGUCUUCGUCUUCGUCUUCGUCUUCGUCUUCGUCUUCGUCUUCGUCUUCGUCUUCGUCUUCGUCUUCGUCUUCUCAUCUUCAUCUUCCUUUGUCCUCGUCUUCCCACUGUCUCCCCCCCUCAUCUCCAUCGUCCGCCGUUGUCGUCUUCUUCCCAUCAGCAUCUGA